CUUGUACAGAUAUGAGCCUCCAGGUUUGCCACUGCGGCUGGUCCAAAAGGACCACUUACCACGGCCUGAGGACCCACCAGGGGAAAAUGGGAUGCACAUCCAAAGGAAUAAGGAUUCCUGAGAGUCAACAGUUAACUUUUGACAAUUACCUUCCUAAAAAUUCAUACAUCCCAGUCACAUUGUGGCCAGAUGUGUAUAACUCUAUCAACGCUGAUAUGAGCCUCCAGGUUUGCCACUGUGGCUGGUCCAAGUUGACUACUUACCAUGGCCUGAGGACCCACCAAGGGAUAAUGGGAUGCACACCCAAAGGAAUAAGAAUUCCUGGAAGUCAACAGUUGCCGGAUGUGUAUAACUCUACCAAAGCUUCAUCUGAAACACCACAGCACUCCUUCCAAGCAUCCAUCAACUCGGACAAAGUUCGCAGGACACUUGAUUUCUCAGCUGGUGGGCAGCACAAGCAGAUUUGUGAUUUUUCUGAGCAUCCUGCUGCAGGGCCCAAAGUGUCCUCUUAUGAGCUACUUCUUACUAACACACAGUUACUUGAUUGCUCCUCAAUUUUCCAGAAGGUGGAGCAAACAGACUGGCAACUUCCAACAAUCAUGCCUCAGACAACAGCACCAACCUAUCAGAAACCUGAGGAUGAUCAAGAAUUAAUAAAAGAUACAACGAGGCAAAAUGAGAGCCGACUUACAGCAGAGAAUUCAAACAAGGGAAGAAAAGGUGGCUGAACUUCGAUCAAAUGUGAAAGCCUACAAGGCUACUCUGGACCAAGAGUGGCUGGAGAUCAACAGUAUAUUCUCAGACGUGAUUAAUGUUGUUCAGGAUGCUCGGCAGAAAGCCCUACAACCACUGGAGGAAAGGUUAGUCCUGUGCACCCAAUGGUGAAGACCACUGAAUCUUUAACUGUUUGAAUUUAUUUUCCCUCUCCUGUACAACAGCUACAGGACCUGCCCCUAAGUUUUCUAUGCACAGCUGGACAAAAAAAUGUCUGUAACUGCAUAACUAAAGCUAACUCUCUAAUGUCAUUAUUGUUAGGAGAUGGACAGCAAUGAAAGAGGCAAAAGAUGUGAUCCAGAAAAUUCUGAAAGAAACUGACAAAUUCAAAAAAAGCAUCAUUCAGUUGGACGGAAAUGGAAAUUUGGAGGUAAGCC
Thalassophryne amazonica is the source of this 1151-nucleotide messenger RNA. RefSeq lists its product as uncharacterized. NCBI's taxonomy places the organism in Eukaryota, Metazoa, Chordata, Actinopteri, Batrachoidiformes, Batrachoididae. The transcript has 6 exons. The record is from RefSeq and is a predicted model, not a curated record. The coding region runs from base 12 to 728 and encodes 238 amino acids.